AUGAGGAUCACUAAAAGUCCUCCGAAAAACCAAUAUUCCCAACCUCCGCCUUGGGUGCUUGAAUUUAUAAAAGAAAUUCAAAAUGAAGAGACAUGUCCAAUCGAAAAAGUUGCUUCUUUAUGUUCCGAUUUUCGCAAAAGAGAAUGGGCUUACCCUCGUGGCGAUUUAUACUCGUGGAUCCCUGUCUUAAAUCGGUUCGAUGCAAUUUUGGAGAAAAUAGUUGAAGACUAUGAAUUAAAAAAUAAAGUUCAAGCUCGUCCAUUUGAUUCCUUGAUAUUCACAGUUUUGCUUGAAGUAUUAAAGUUUUCGACUUAUUUACUCAAACAUUGCGCGAAUCGCUCUAUAUAUAAUUCGACGACAUAUUUGGAACAGUUGUUGAAUAGUUCCGACUUGGAGAUCUUAGAUGCUACAUUAGCUUUGUUAUUGCAUAUUGUUCAGAAGGCAACAAUUUCCAGAAGAGGAAAACAACUUUUUUCUCUUUCACAGGAUCGUUUGUUCCGCUUUCUUUCAUUCCUUCCUCAAGAAGCUACGAAGUGCGGACUUGCCCAAAAUUAUGAAUCGGUAUUAUUUCUCAAUGAUAUCCCUGCGUCUUGGUGCGGAUUGGAGUUUUCAUAUUAUAAAAGUUCUCCUUCUGCGGCUUCAGAUGCGUCUAAAGCAGCUUCGCCUGCUUCCCUUCCUUCAGAAGGUUUGCGAGUUUUGAAGCUUUCUCCCGAAGAAAUGUCUGCAAAGUCAGCAAACGAACUGCUUCUUCAAUUAUCUAACGAAAAUCAAAUUCCUGAGCAGUAUGCUCCCGAUUUACUCGUAUCUCUUUUGCUUCAUAAAAAUUUGCCGGACUUAAAUAAGCGGCGGUUGAUGGUUCGUAUUGGACUAUUGGCGCUUUCCAACUUGGUUUAUGCUCAUUCACAAGCUGUGCAAUCACGCUUCAUGUUAGCAGACCCUGAAAUCACAACACAUUUAGCUACUCUUGUUUCCGUGGAUACAAAACUUCCACAGGAAUUCAAGGCCGUGGUUUUUGAGUGCUUUAAAGCUUUCUUUUUCCGUAAAAACAUGGUACCCUCUGUUUUAGCCUCUCUUAAUGUUUCAGUUAGUUACGGUUUAAUGAUGAAUCUGGUCCGCGAUUUUUCGAAUAAUCUUUCUGAUGAAAAGUUUGACUACAGUCGCGACUAUGUUGAUAGUUUCUAUGAUUUUCUUCAGUUUAUGACUACUUCACCUUUAGGUGGUAAUAUGGCUUGUUCUGCUGGUUUAACAUCCCUCUUGGGUCAUCAUUUAUCCCUGAAAAGUCCUCGUGCACUAUAUGUAGUGUCCAGAUCAGUUGCCAUGCUCGAUCAUCUUAUUGAUGGCUAUUCUAUGGCUUUUCCUGAUUUUUCAGAAUCCAAGGGUUUAGAUCUUUUAGUAGAUCGUUUGCAAUUCGAAUUGGAGGCCGGUUUGGAUGAUGUGAAAUCGGGCAGAGGAAAUACAGAAAUAUUUUUGAAUAUGGAUUACGCUAUACCAUAUGAUCGUUACUUUUUACUUAAAAAUUUAUUGAAGUUUAUUUUACAUUUGAUCCAAACUGGUGGGUCUGUUGUAGAACUUCGCAAUCUUAUUGAUUCCUCUCUUAUUUCUUCGCUUGCUUUUCUUCUUGAUCACCAUGAGGUGUUUGGGUCAAAUUUGUUUGCAUCGGCUACAAAUAUAAUGUCUACCUUUAUUCAUAACGAACCUACAUGUUAUGGAAUUAUUCACGAGAAAAAACUUUCACAUGCCUUCCUGGACGCUGUGAAUCGACAGAUUCUGAAUUCAUCUGAUGCAAUCACUUCAAUUCCCUUAGCUUUUGGUGCAAUCUGUUUGAAUUCACAAGGCUUCAAUCUAUUUUUAGAAAAGAAUCCUGUUUCUCACUUCUUUAGUGUAUUCUUAUCUUACAACCACUGCAAAUCUCUAACAUCUAGUGAUAAUGCAGCAAUCUUAGGAACCUACAUAGAUGAGUUGAUGCGUCAUCAGCCGUCUUUGAAAGAUGGUAUCGUUACAAUGAUUUUUGAAAUUGUGGAUAAGGUUUCAGAUCUUCUUCGUACCUUCAAUCCUUUAGACUUCAUUGGUGCAACUGAUUUUCCUUAUUUGGUCUAUUUCGAGACGUUUUCUAGCUUCCUAGAAAAUAUCAUUUCUAACGAAGGUCAUGCAAGGAACCUCAUGUCUAAAGGUCUUAUUCCUCAUAUUCUUAAACUCAUGCAGAUUCCUGUGUUGGCUUAUGGGUUCGUCGAUUCUUCUGCAUUUAAUACAUUUUUUGUCCUGUUGCAUCAUAUCAUUGAUUUUGAUGCAGCGGAAGUUUUCCGUCCUCUAUUGGAUUGCAUUAUUUUCAAUUGCGAAAAUAGUAACGUUGAACAAUCUUUAAAUUCAAUAAAUGUAAUAGUCAAUGGUCAGCUCAAUGGACAACUUGUUGAUUUACAGAGUUCUGAAAGUUUCUUUCAAUUUACUAUAAUUGGUAACUUGAUUUCGAUGUUUUCUGAGCUGUUUUCAUCAUAUGCCGCUUUAAAAAAAGCUGGCAACCUUCCGUUAGUCCAGCUUUUUAUAAGUCCUUCUCGCUAUGCCGGCGUCUUUGAUAUUUUGUGUAAUAUAAAAAACAUUUCUACGAGUGUAGAUGUUUUCCUCUGUUCCCAAGCAUCUAGUGACUAUGCCCUUUGCUGUGGUUCAUUAGCGUCAAUUACUGCUGAUAAGAAGGAAAAAGAAAGCCUAGAAAAUAAGAAGCGGGAUUUAAAGGAAGAUCCUUCCUUCAACAAGUUCAAAAAUAUUCGCACAAAUUUCACUCAAACGACGUACAGCAUUUCCAAGUUUUUCACGUCUUUAACUCGGGCUCUGGGCAAUUCAAGUAUCCAAGAUAUCAAUGAGUUUAAGGGCAUAUACAAGCUUGGUAGUAAUAUUGCUCUUGUCGUUGAUGAAUUAGUUGGUAUGGCUUGCAAUCAAAUCCUAACCCGUGAAGGACUGCCUGAUGAGCUCACCUUACAUAUUGCUUUGAUGUCUAUACUCGAUGCAUCAGCAAUAAUUCGAGAGGAUGACUCUAAAGUUACGCUUACUCUUUUGAUUAGUCGAAUUUUUGCUGGCUCUCAGACACUCCAAUUGCUGCUGCAGCUUUGUGAGCGAGUAACUACCUACUUUGCACUUGUAAAUGAGGAUAUAACUUCUCGAAAGAAUCGCAUUUUACUAGCAUUGUCUUCGACUCUCUUAAACUUGGUGCUUACAUUAACAAGUGCCGAUUUUAUGUCCGAAACGGAGAAGCCUUUGAACUUCUCUUUGAAAAUUCAGUUAGAUAAUAAUGAGCUUAACGAUUGUGGAUCUAAGCUCAUGCAUUUACUCCAAGCUCAUGCCUUCCUAUCAAUGGUUAAAAUAUGGCAAUCCGCUGCCGAUUACAGGUUGCCGUAUAUUACGAAGGCGCUAGUAACCAACGUAUUGUCCAAUUGUUUUCAAUUUGAGGAAGGUAUUAAGUCACUUUCAGAAAAUGCACAAAGUAACUCUGCCGAAUCUCAUAGCCAGUCCAAUCAAGAAAAGGGCUUACAGGAAGGUCCCAAGCUCAGUGACACUGUUAAUGACGAAACGCUUCUUAACUUGUUGAUCCGGGAAGCACCUUCUAAUAUGGUUGUAGAAUUCAAUAACUUCAAAUCUAAUCUUGUUAAAACUUGUGUCUCGUUGUCUUCUUAUGAAGGUGAUGUUAAUCAAAGUCUUUGCGACUUACUAUACUCAGGCGAUGAAGUUCAGAUGAAUUCUAACCUCCAACUUGAUACUACAAUGGCUUUGGUAAAAGAAAUCAAAUUUCUUGCUUCGUUGGAUAAAGCCGACUCUCGUAAUUCCCAGUUUGGGCCUGCCGUUGGUUUGCUUUCUCUGUUCGUGAGCCAUGAUUUUACCCAAAACAAAGCGAAGAAUUACAUACUCGAAGAACUGGAUUUCUUCUUGAAUGCCUUAGAGUCUAUGCCUCAAUAUUUUAUUAAGGAUAUUAAUGCUACCUGGGUUGUUUCAAUUCUGUUUUUAUUGGAAGUUUUGUUAACGAAUUCGAAGAAGCCGGAUGAGUUCGAAUUCAAUUCCACCGACUGCUCACUGAAGCUUAUUGAUGGUUCAAUUUCUAUAAACUAUGUUUCCCAACAGAAGAUAUUGGUUUGUUUGAUAAAGUUAAUGAAGCAAUAUAGUUCAAAUCUUGGCGUGGUGACAUCGGCGAUGAGACUAACUGUAUUAAUAACUGCUAGCUAUGACAUGGUGCACGUAUUUGUUGAUUCCAACGGUUUGGAAGCUUUAUUUAGCGCUAUGAAGGCCUGUGCUGCCGUUUGCAACGAAGCAUUACACAUUCCUUUUAUCAGCAUAUUAAGAAGACUAUUAGAGUCUGAAAGGGUUAUUGAACUUAUCAUGUUCGAUGACUUACGCAAUAUAUUUAAGCUUCAAGGAAGAGCUCGUAAAACAGAGCUUCUUAAUUUUAUAAGGACAAAUUCUGAGAUGGUUUUGCGUUCCCCUGAUUGUUUCACGAAGAUGAUUAAGGAAACUUGUCAGCUGGCCCAUUUCGCUCCAAAUGCUGAUCAUCAUUACUUGGAUUUGAAGGAAAAUCUUCCGGAGUCAUACGGUAAGGACCAGAUAAAUUCUGAUGCUUCUUUAAUGCUACAAACCAGCUCUAAGGUGGUUUCUGCUCUCUUGGAUGAAAUUAUGGAGACAGUUGACUUCCGAAGGAGAAUGCAAAAGAAUGCAAGUGCUGAAUUUAAACCCGAAUCUGAUCCUAUGUACAUGCACAAUGUAUUCCUUUUACAAUGCCUAACUGAGUUAUUGUCUGGCUACGAUUCUUGUAAAAAAUGUUUUAUGGAGUAUCAGCCGAAACGAAAAUCGUCGUUUUUCUCACUAUCUCGCAAAUACAACUCUUACCUUGUUGGCUUUUUCCUAGAGAAGCUUCUGCCUUUUGGCAGCAUACGAUUGUCAGAGGAUAAUGAAAUUCGUAAAGCUUUUUCUGUUUCUAACUGGGCCAUUUCCAUUUUGGUUUUCUUGUGUGCAUACUCGAAUGAUCAACAAACUGAUGUCGUUGACGAAAUUCGCCGAGAAGUUUUAUCGUGUGUCUUGAAGUUUUACAGAUCUAGUUCUGUUAAUUCUGAAAGUCUAGAGUCUUAUUACUGUAAAUUAUUGGUCGUUGCUGAACUUUGCUAUAGGUUAGGUGACGCUCAAACUGUUUCACAAAAAGCGCCAAACCACUUAUUACGAAAGUCUCAGGACAUCAAUAUAAAAGCGAUGAUCGAUCUUGGCUUCAUUCCGGCUCUAACAAGUGCUACCUCCGAGAUUGAUAUGAAUUAUCCUGUUUCCAGAAAAGUGAUUCGCCAUAUUUUGAGGCCUCUACAAUUACUGACUAAGGAAGCUAUAUUCUUAAGUCAAACAAACCCAGAGAGUUUGUCUGGCAAUAUGCAGGAGGCUGACACUGAUGAGUCAGUAAGUGAUGAGUCUGAAGAAUCUGAGGGUGAUGAACCACCAGAUCUUUAUCGGAAUUCAGUGCUUGGUAUCUUCCAAGGUGACAUUGCAAAUGAAAACAAUGAUAAUUAUGAAGGUAGUGAGGAUGACGACGUAUAUGAGGAAAUGGACUUUGAAGAUGAACAGUCAGGAAGUCCAGGAAGUGUUGUUAGUGAAGAUGAGAACGACGAUACUAUGUACAGUGAUAACAACGACAUGAAUAUUGAAUUUAUGCUCGACGGGGACCAAGACGGAUCUGAACAAGAGGAUACUAGUUCAUAUGAUGAUGAUGAAUCUAGUCAUGGGGAUAUCAUUUCUAUUGAUGAAGAAGACAUUGAUAAUAGCGGUGAACCCUACGAAUGGGAAGACGAAGGAAAUGACACGUCAGAGUAUGAACAUGAUGAGGAAUUUAACGACCAGGAUGAAGAAAAUGGCUCUACUACUUUCGAAGCCAUGGAAAACGCUUUUACAGAAGCUUCUGAAGACGAAAAUGACGACGAAGCCAUUGAUCAUGUAAGCCCAGUGGAAAUCGACUUCCUUGAUAAUGAGGAGGGUAGUUCCUCUGAGCAAGAUGAAGAUUUUCAUUGGGAGUGGAAUGCUGAUGUCCCUUCUGGAGCAGAAAUUAUCAGUCGCCAUGGUGCUCUGCUGAGAGAUUUAUUCCCUUUGCCCGGCUUGUCGCGUCGAGUUAUGAUAAUUAAUUCGGGCGAUAAUGCUCGUUCAAGGUCAUUUUUGAAUAAUAGAUCGUCAGAAGAUAUACUCAAGCAUCCACUACUUCUGAAAAAUUAUUUAUCAAAUCAUGAAAAAGUAGCUGAAUUAUGUGAAAAUUUAUCUGAUUUGGAUAGCCAUGUAUCUUCCGGAGCGGCAUCCCAAAGACUUCUUUUCUAUCUCUCUAUGAAUACAUCUUCAAGUGAUUCAUCCUCACUUGGUUGGACUGCUUUAAAGAAUCAGAUCCAUAAUGAUCCUUUACGUGCAACUUCUGAUUUUACACCUCUUUUUACUAUGCAAAGAUGGAGCGGCAUUGUUUCUAUGUUCUUUGGUCACGCUGCUGGUUCUACUGCUUUACGUGUCACGGGAUCUGUUUUAUUUGGUCUUAUCCCUCCAGCUUUGGAAAACCACAACCGUGAAAAGGAAGAAUCUGAAAGGCAAAGUCAACCCCAGAAUGAUGAGAGAUCAGCGGAAACCGUUCCUCCUGUAGAGCAAAACGUAAAUGAUCAGAAUCAGGAAUCAAACGAAAUGGAGGGUGUUACGACUGAACAGGCGGGUCCUGCCGAGGAGACAACUAAUGUUGAUGAAGGACAAACUAUUAAUAUUCGAGGAAGAGAUGUUAAUGUAUCCUCGUUGGGGAUUGAUCCUACGUUCUUACUCGCUUUACCAGAGGAUAUGCGAGAGGAAAUCGUUUUUCAACAUAUACAAGAGAGACAUAUAGAAUCAAUAAGUGAUUCUUCUCGUCGCUUGGAUCCUUCCUUUUUAGAAGUGUUACCUUCUGAUAUUCGUGAUGAACUUCUCUUUCAAGAAGCCGUCCAAAUGCGCUUGUUCGAUAAUGCUCGAAACAACGAAGGUGCUGAUAACGAAUUAGAAAUGGAAGGAUUGGAUGAAGCUGACGAAGCUGAUGAUGAGCAGAAAGAACGAUCGGUCAAGCCAAUUAAAAAGGUUCCUGUCCCGCCUUUAUUGGAUCGCUCUGGUAUUUUGUCAAUGAUAAGGCUUCUUUAUAUCCCACAGCAUAAUGGCAAGAAUCCAUUUUAUGACUUAGUGGUCAAUGUAUCUGAAAAUAAACAACAACGAGCGGAGGUUUUGGGACUGUUAUUAUAUGUUCUUCAGGAAGCUUCUGCUAGUACUCGUUCUACGGAGAAAUGUUACAAGGACUUGACCGUCAGAUCUUUGAACGUUCCUCAGCAAAAGGAAUUUAAAAAGUAUCACGGUUUGCUUGAUUCUUUAUGUAAAGUACCUGUGAUUAACGGAAUUUCAUCUCGCUCUUUAAUUUUGCAGCAAAGCAUCGAUUUGCUUUCUCACCUCUCAACUUGGGCUGAUCAUUUUCCUUCAUUUUUCCUGAGUAUGCAAGACUUCACUGGGUUACCGUACAAGAAGUCAGGAUCAAAGAAGUCGAAAGAGACUAAUGUUUAUAAGCUAGCUCCCAUCAAUGUUCUUCUGGGUUUGUUAGGUCGUGAAGAAAUAUUCGGCAAUACACUCGUUAUGAAUACAUUUUCAGAGUUGUUAUCAACACUUACCAGACCUUUGUUGUCAUUUUAUAAACACCAGAAGCCUGAAGCGGAUGUUAAAGUAUCUGCUGGAACGAGGGAUGAUUCAGAAAAUACUGAUGUGAGUGCUCCGAAGGCUGAAGGAUCAUCGGCGCCUGGUGAGAAGAAAGGUAAAAAAUCGCUUAAUCCUCCUCAAAUUACAGAUGAAAAUCUAAGAUUGGCUGCUUCGCUAAUUACCACUGAUUCUUGUUCAAGUCGCACUUUUCAAAAUGCCUUGUCUGUAAUGUUUCAUUUGUGUUCAGCUCCACAUGCGAAGAACAUUAUUGGUAAAGAGCUAUUAAGACAUGCUCAAGAAUAUGGAAAUGCAAUUAUAGGAGAUUUGUCAGGACUUUGCGGAGAGAUCAAGCGUGGUAGAAAUGAAAACGAACUUCAAAAUGCUUUGGCUCCUUUCUGUCCGGCAAGCUCUAACCAGGCUAAGUUGUUGCGUUGCUUGAAAGCUUUAGAUUACAUCUUUGAGCGUCGUCCUAAGAGGGAAGAACAGAGCCCGCAGAAUAUUGUUCAGCUACUCGAAUUUUAUGAUAAUUUACAAUUCGUGGCGUUGUGGGAUGUAUUAAGCGAUUGCUUGGUUUCUAUGAGGGAGCAAUCGAGUAUCACGCAUGUUUCCACAGUUUUGCUUCCACUAAUUGAAUCUUUAAUGGUUAUUUGUCGCCCCGUUUAUCUUGACUUGCCUGAGGAAGUUUGCAAGCAAAUUUCACCUAUGCUAGAACGUUUGAAGACAUUAUUCAUCACGUUUACUGAAGAACAUCGCAAAAUUAUAAACAUGAUGGUUUUCACGACUCCAUCGCUUAUGAGUGGGUCAUUUUCUCUACUAGUCAAGAAUCCGAAGGUGCUUGAAUUUGAGAAUAAGAGAAAUUACUUUAGCCGUCAACUUCAUGCUGAAGCUGCAAAGGAGCAGUAUCCUCCCUUGAAUAUCAAUGUUAGACGUGAUCAAGUAUUUUUGGAUUCCUACCGUGCGUUGCAUUUCAAGGACGCCGAUGAAGUUAAAUACAGCAAACUUAAUAUCCAUUUCAGGGAAGAAGAAGGUGUAGAUGCUGGCGGCGUAACUCGUGAAUGGUUACAGGUAUUGGCUAGACAGAUGUUUAACCCCGAUUAUGCUUUGUUUUUACCAGUUGCGGGAGACGCCACCACAUUCCAUCCUAACAGGGACUCUUCCGUUAAUCCAGAUCAUUUAUCGUUUUUCAAGUUUACUGGCAGAAUUAUCGGAAAAUCCGUCUACGAUGGUAGACUAUUGGAUUGUCACUUCAGUCGUGCUGUUUAUAAACAUAUGCUUCAUCGAUCAGUCUCGGUUAAGGAUAUUGAAUCACUUGAUCCUGACUAUUGCAAGUCCUUGGUGUGGAUGUUGAAUAAUGAUAUUACUGAUAUUAUUACUGAAGAAUUUGCUGUUGAAAAAGACGUUUUUGGUGAAAAAACGAUUGUUGAUCUAAUUCCCAAUGGAAGAAACAUUCCAGUUACGGAGCUCAACAAGCAUGAUUACGUUAAUAGGAUGGUUGACUAUAAGUUGGUUGAGAGUGUGAAAGAUCAAUUACAGAGUCUUUUAGAAGGAUUCUCUGAUAUCAUUCCUCCCAACUUGAUCCAAAUUUUCAACGAGCAAGAGUUAGAAUUAUUAAUUUCAGGUCUUCCCGAAAUUGAUAUUGAUGACUGGCGUAACAAUACUGAAUAUCACGGUUAUAACGUUUCAUCCCCUCAAAUUCAAUGGUUCUGGCGAGCUGUUCGAUCCUUUGACGAAGAGGAGCGAGCUAAGCUUCUUCAAUUUGCAACAGGUACCUCGAAAGUUCCUUUGAAUGGAUUCAAAGAAUUGGAAGGCAUGUCUGGCUUCCAGAGAUUUAAUAUCCAUAAAAGUUACGGGUCCUUGAAUCGUUUACCUCAAUCUCAUACAUGUUUUAACCAGCUCGAUUUACCCGAGUAUGAAACCUAUGAGCAGCUGAGGACUAUGUUGCUCACAGCCAUUAAUGAAGGCUCUGAAGGUUUUGGAUUUGCUUAAGAUGCUUAUUUUAUUUAUGUUAUAUUGUUAUUGUUUAUUGAUUCGUUUUCUAGAUUCUGCUCUAUGAUAAGAAAAAGAAAAAAAGGGCCUUAAAAGCUACUACUUAACAUGAUGGAUGUUACAAAUACAUUAGAAAAUUCAUGAGUCAUAAAAAGUGAAAUUAUAUAGAACUAAAUGUUUUAUACUGAAUAUUUACAAUAUUUUUGAGUAUAAUACAGCAUUGUGAAUCUGUAAAUGAAAUGGGUGAGGAAUGGUGUUGUUGCCCUGUAUACAUAUUUUAUUUACCAAUAGACCUCAAGCUACAAUAUAAAUUAAAUGUUUAUAGACGGUA
Molecule: messenger RNA, 10000 nt
Organism: Schizosaccharomyces cryophilus OY26
Lineage: Eukaryota; Fungi; Ascomycota; Schizosaccharomycetes; Schizosaccharomycetales; Schizosaccharomycetaceae
Product: HECT-type ubiquitin ligase E3 Ptr1
Exons: 1
Coding region: 1-9669 (3222 amino acids)
Biological process (GO): proteasome-mediated ubiquitin-dependent protein catabolic process; protein polyubiquitination; positive regulation of protein catabolic process
Molecular function (GO): ubiquitin-protein transferase activity
Source: RefSeq, a predicted model, not a curated record